UCCUAUAUCUUAAAUAUGUCAAACCUUACAAAUCUUGAAUUUGUGGGACUUGAUAUAUCUGGAAAAAAUUACCUGUCAUGGGUAUUGGAUGCUGAGAUACAUUUGAAUGCAAAGGGCAUCGGUGAUACUAUCAAAGAAAAUAAUAAUGCCUCGAUGCAAGAUCGGGCUAAGGCAAUGAUUUUCAUUCGCCAUCAUCUUGACCAUGGGUUAAAAGAUGAAUAUCUCACCGUGAAAGAACCCUUUGAACUCUGGAAAAUGUUGAAAGAAAGAUAUGAUCACCAGAGGACAGUAAUUCUCCCGAAAGCCCGUUAUGACUGGCUUCAUUUGCGAUUGCAAGAUUUCAAAACUGUGAGCGAAUAUAAUUCUGCUAUGUUUAAAAUAAGCUCUCAGUUGUUAUUAUGUGGAGAAAAAAUUACUGAUGAGGAUAUGCUUGAGAAAACUUUCUCUACUUUUCAUGCAUCCAAUCUUGUGCUUCAACAGCAAUAUAGAGAAAAAGGUUUUACCAAAUAUUCUCAAUUGAUUUCUUGCGUUCUUGUGGCUGAACAAAAUAAUGAGCUACUGAUGAAAAACCACGAGGCACGCCCUACUGGUUCAAUCCCAUUCCCUGAGGCGAAUGGUGUGUCAUAUCACAAUGAAAAUACAAGAGGUCGUGGUCGUGGUCGUGGCCGUGGCCGUGGCCAUGGACGAAACCGUGGUUAUAAUCCCGGUCGUGGACAAAAUUGUCAUGGUGGUUAUAAUUUCAAAAAUAAAGGUUACCACCGAAAAGGGGAAAAUAGUGGUGCAAAACAUGACAAGGAAAAACGUGAAAAUCAUCCCAAAAAUAUUGAAAGUAUAUGUUAUCGUUGUGGCAUGACUGGCCAUUGGGAACGCACUUGUCGUACUGCUAAGCACCUUGUGGAUCUCUAUCAAGCAUCCCUGAAAGAGAAAGGAAAGAAUAUAGAGUCCAACAAUGUUCUUAUGAAUGACGAUUUUGAUAUCACACAUCUGGAUGUGGAAGAUUACCUCGGGCCAAUAGAUAAGAAAGAUUGA
Ipomoea nil (Japanese morning glory) is the source of this 1029-nucleotide messenger RNA. RefSeq lists its product as uncharacterized. Gene Ontology annotation, molecular function: zinc ion binding; nucleic acid binding. Lineage: Eukaryota; Viridiplantae; Streptophyta; Magnoliopsida; Solanales; Convolvulaceae. The transcript is spliced from 2 exons. Bases 16 to 1029 code for a protein of 337 amino acids. The record is from RefSeq and is a predicted model, not a curated record.